CGUCAGCUAUGAGUUCCUGCAGCGACGACUGUAUUUGCUGCUUCUUACCCUGCAUCGUGUGCUGGGCCUGUGUUUAUUAUGCCUACGCUGGGGUACGAUCGGCUUGCAAGUUCUGCUAUAAGAAGUGCCGUCCAGGGGAUGAAGGCGAGGAGGAGAACAGCCAACGGGGAAAGCGCGCACCUACCAGCCAAUAUUCUCAGAACUCUCUGAAGCCCUCGACAAGGCAACUGACUAGCGACAUGGAAUGCAGAAGUUCACGGCCAGUCUCCCUUCAAGUACCUGCACCCACCCAUCACAAUCCGAGCAUCCGAUCACAACCGCUCCCAACUGAACAAAUGACGCUCAACAUCCCUUCAAGAAGUAGCCCAAGUCCCAGUAGCAGCCGUCGGGCAAGCCCACAAAGCUACUCAUAUUCGGACCGCUACCGUCCACACCACCGGUCAUCCCUGGCUUCGAAUUCAUUUACCGCCGACCUCGUGUUCAACAAGCAAGGCGAACGCUCGCACGGCUUGGCAGAUGGUUCCCAAAGACCAUCGUCCAUCCCACAACCACCAACUGUGUCGCCACAGCCUACAGAAAGGGACGGGGACGACAGGGAAAGAGAUAGGGGGGACCCGGAUGGUAUAACAGUCGAGCCUCGCGAGCCUCAUGAGGUGCAGACAACAUCCCAAAAGUACCCGACCCAAGCCUCUCCCUCAUGACCUUGGCUUGGCUCGGUCGAGCGCAUUCGCCACCCCUCUCGACUUGCUCCGGCUGUGUGUCAGAGGAUAGGCGAGUAUCUCACUUCACGAUUCCGCGCGGAUCUAGCUGCUUUUCAACUAGAUCACUUGACGAGCCUUUACUUCACCCUACUAGCCCACGACGGACUUUUGUUUCUUCUGACUUAUCUACCACUAGACUACUUGCGACAGGAACACUUCUUUUAUUUGGGUUCUCAUGGGAUUCCUACUCGAUUCACAGCUGCGUUCCUU
This is a messenger RNA of Coprinopsis cinerea okayama7#130, 971 nucleotides long. RefSeq lists its product as hypothetical. Lineage: Eukaryota; Fungi; Basidiomycota; Agaricomycetes; Agaricales; Psathyrellaceae. The coding region runs from base 9 to 701 and encodes 230 amino acids. The transcript has 3 exons. The record is from RefSeq and is a predicted model, not a curated record.